UAUCAAAGCAUUUAUGUCUCAAGAUCUUUUCUCCAAUGAACCAAAGCUCAAUACUGCUAAUGAUGUGGAAUAAUAUAUCAAGACUCUUUAGCAAUAUCAGGACUCUUGUGAGAAAUCCUCAGAAUAUAUGCAGGCAGAUGCUGCUCAGAAGAGAAUUGUGGAGUUGAAGAAACAGUUGGUUUAAAGAAGGAGAAAAGAAAUGCAAUAAGCACACAGCCAAUAAGAACAAGAAAUCGAAAGGGCUCAUCUUGACGAUUUUAACUAAUUUAACCAAUUCUGGGAUUAGAAGAUGUAAACAUUUAAUGAUGAAGCUUCAGCUGUAGAAUAGGAAUUAUUAAACAAAUAAUAAAAUGAAUAUAAUAAAGUCUCGGAGGAAUUAGAAAGCACAAUCUCCUAAAAACCUAAAGAAUCUUCUGAUGUUCUCAAUCUCAAAAAAAGAGAAGAAUACUUGGCCAAAUAAAAGAAGUAUCCAUUUCUAUAAUUUUUUGUUAUGUUGAGGCUCAGAAAAUUAAAGAAUAGAGACUCUAAAUUGAGGAUGCUGAUUAUUAGAAAUACCAAAUCGAAAGGGCCAAUAAAAUUACUACCCAGUUGAA
Paramecium octaurelia is the source of this 593-nucleotide messenger RNA. Lineage: Eukaryota; Ciliophora; Oligohymenophorea; Peniculida; Parameciidae. The record is from the annotation of a GenBank genome assembly.